Molecule: messenger RNA, 3397 nt
Organism: Trichomycterus rosablanca
Lineage: Eukaryota; Metazoa; Chordata; Actinopteri; Siluriformes; Trichomycteridae
Gene: dtx4a
Product: deltex 4, E3 ubiquitin ligase a
Exons: 9
Coding region: 353-2413 (686 amino acids)
Biological process (GO): Notch signaling pathway; protein ubiquitination
Cellular component (GO): nucleoplasm
Molecular function (GO): ubiquitin protein ligase activity; zinc ion binding
Source: RefSeq, a predicted model, not a curated record
CGGUUUUUAAACUGGGAAGGGAGGCUGUAGUGCUAUAAUAAGGCUGUAUUUACCUGCGGACAUGUGCCAUCAUUUCGGAUUUAUUAUGCGAUUAAUCGCUUUGUCAGGGUUGCUUAACGAUGUGAAAAAACGAUCGCAGUGAGUUGAUUGCAAGCUGUUGUGAUUCGGAAAUCUAGCAGCCAGUAAGACCAGUAAUGAUGCACACCAGAUUCUGCAAUCAAACACCCAAAUAAACACGGAUCUACUUGAGGAAAUCAUCUUUAAUUCGGUUAUGGAAUGCGAUCGUAUUUAAACCCAAAGGAUCGAUUUCGGUGUGUGAGUGUGUAUGUGAGUGUGUAGGUGACUGAGAGAGAUGUUGUUGGCCUCGGCUGUGGUGGUGUGGGAAUGGCUGAACGAACACGGCCGCUGGAGGCCCUACAGCCCGGCGGUAUCACAUCACAUCGAGGCGGUGAUCCGGGGAGAGAGUCGCGGUGCAGGCAGUGUAGCGCUCGGUCAGGUCGAUUCCAGACUCUCCCCGUACAUUAUCGAUCUGCACUCCAUGCACCAGUUCCGCCAGGAUACAGGUACGUUGCGGCCAGUGCGGCGGAGCUUCUACGACCCACGCUCAGCUCCUGGUCAGGGCUGGGUAUGGGAGUGGGAGAAUGACUCUGGUUCGUGGACGCCGUAUGACACUGAGGUGGGCAUCGCCAUCCAGGCAGCACGUGAGCGGCAGCAGCCAUGGAUGGAUCUAACACCGCUUGGCUUCUGCUACCUCAUCGACCUGCAGAGCAUGACACAGAUUAACCGUCAGACACAGCGUCGGCGGCGCAUCCAGAGACGCUGUGACCUGGCCUAUCCCCUUGUCUCUGGCCCACUGCCCAAACCUCAUGCUUGGACAUCCAAUGGGAGUGCAGCACACCUGGGUGGAAGCGUGUCUGGAAUUAGUGGAGGGAACGGCAGUGCGUACCCUAGUGGAGCUCUUCCUGCUUCAGCAAUCACUUCUCUUGGUCAGCCCUGUUCAUGCCAGCAGUGCAUGCUGGUUCUGGGUGUCAAGACUCCAAACAUAGCGCAGACUCUUGGACGGAGGUCUAUACCUGUACCCAGGCAGAGAAGCCCUAAAACUGCCCCGCGAAACCAUUCGUACUCACUUACACUUCCACACCGAAACUCCACCACAGCUGGAGGAUUUGCACACUCGCUUUCCAUCCUGGACUCAGCUACAGCCGCUCUGUCUCUUACUUCCACGCGCCCUCCUCCCCCAGCUGUUCCUCCACCUCCACCACCCUCCUCUGCUCCUUAUGUCACCUCUCCACCGAAUCAGGCACCCUCCAGUGGCCUCAUUUCUACAGCAGCCACCUGUGCCCCCACCCCAUCUGCAAGGGUCCUGGGUCCUGUAUCGUCAGCAGCCUGUGCUGCCCCGGUGCCACCUCGCUCCAGUCUAGCAGGCCUCAGCCGCCCUGCACUGCAAAGGAUUGCCAUGGCACAAUCACGGGCACUUAUUGCCUCUGGUGUUCCAACAGUGCCAGUUAAAAACCUAAAUGGAUCCAGUCCUGUUCACCCAGCAUUGGCUGGCAUAACGGGUAUCUUAAUGAGCGCUGCUGGACUUCCUGUCUGCUUGACCCGUCCUCCCAAACUGGUGCUCCACCCCCCACCCGUCAGCAAGAGUGACAUUAAGCCUGUGCCAGGCCUCGGCCACUGCUGCCGCAAAACCACAAAGAAACAAGCACGCAAGGGUAGAACUCCGGAGGAAGUGGUGAGAAGGUACCUGCAGAAGGUUCGCAACCCUACCGAGGAGGACUGCACCAUUUGUAUGGAGGCCCUCUCUGGCCCUUCUGGCUACAAAGGCCCUGGUGUGGGUGGCAUUUCCCGGACAGAGUCAGUCGGCCGUCUGUCUCAGUGUGGGCACCAGUACCACCUGCAGUGCCUGGUGGCAAUGUAUAACAAUGGCAACAAAGAUGGUAGCCUGCAGUGCCCCACCUGCAAGACCAUUUAUGGAGUAAAGACUGGCAACCAACCGCCUGGCAAGAUGGAGUAUCACGUCAUCCCCCACUCGCUGCCCGGGCACCCGGAUUGCAAAAGCAUUCGGAUUAUCUACAACAUCCCUCCUGGCAUUCAGGGUCCAGAGCACCCAAACCCUGGCAAGCCCUUCACGGCACGUGGAUUUCCCCGGCACUGCUAUCUUCCUGACAGUGAGAAAGGCCGCCUAGUGUUGAAGCUGUUGCUGGUAGCCUGGGACCGAAGGUUGAUCUUUUCUGUGGGAACGUCCAGCACAACUGGAGAGACAGACACGGUCAUUUGGAACGAAGUCCAUCACAAGACAGAGUUCGGGUCCAACUUGACGGGUCAUGGCUACCCUGACUCGGGCCACCUUGACAAUGUCCUGGAGGAGCUUAGGGCACAAGGCAUCACUGAGGAAGACUGUCUGAGGGACUGAGAAAAUAAGAGAAUUAAGUGCCAAGCGGAAUCCACAUCUUAAAGCCUGGAUUCGACUGGAACUUUUUCCAGACGUUGUAAUCCAGUGUAGGAUAAACAAAAAGGAGUAAUGAAAGUCUCUGACUUUGAGUGUUUUCUGUUAUGUCUGACCAGUUUUUGACUAGCUCGAGAAACAUAGACCGGACAGGGAAUGGGUACAAAUGAAUUUACUAUUGCUGGUGUCUGUUUAAAAAUGUAUUGUAUUGUAGUUCUGUGAAGGGUACUCCUCACUGAGGUACUUUUGUGCAUGUAAUUAUAACAUUCAGUAAAAUUCAAUCUUUUUGUACGAUUGAGGCUUUAAGUUUUGAUAAGAAGCGUCAGCGGCAGUUUCAGACUGAAUGUGAAUGUUUACUGCCCUCUAUUGGCACUUAAUGACACAUUCCAUCCAUUGUCAUGGCACUGUUGUUUAUACUGGUUGUUUUUCAGUCUCUUAUAAUGACACCACAUUAAUUACUUAUUAUUUUCAACAUGUUCUUAGUUCUUAUUUUAGGUUAUAGAGUAAAUAAUUUAGAAUCGCAUGAUUGGGAUGAUUGUGGAUACUGAAGCUAUUCUAUUUUUUUGUCUAGGACUUAUGAUCUAAUUCCUAUACAUUAAACUCCAAAUACUUAAAGUAUUUAUCAGUAGAAUGGCUGGGUGCCACAGACAGCACUAAUUGGGGUAAGAGUAAAUAUAUUAUUCUUACAUUUUUAUUUUAUAAUGUUAAAGAUUGAGUAAAUCAAAUUAAGUUCCUAUGAUGAGUUUGAAUGCAAUGCAAACAAUUCAUCAUUGUUAAUUUAGCCAACAUAUAACAAAUCUGUAUAGUAAAUCAUAAGUCCCCUGGGCUAUAAUGUGAUAUAUGACGUGUAUAGAGAUCUGAACUAAUCCUAUGUGACCUGUGACUCCAUACUGGUCAGUAAGGACUGGUGUUUCACUACCUAGCUGGAUAAAGUUUGCUUGCAUUGGAAAA